Molecule: messenger RNA, 1251 nt
Organism: Anisakis simplex (herring worm)
Lineage: Eukaryota; Metazoa; Nematoda; Chromadorea; Rhabditida; Anisakidae
Source: the annotation of a GenBank genome assembly
AUGCGUACACUGACUCAAUCAACCGGAAAACGCCCGCAACUGAUCGAACGUUUGGUAUCUAAAUGGAAAGUGAUUUGUUUAUUAAGUGAAUUGACGUGUGUACUUUAUUUGGCGAUUUUAAUGCUACCCGAAUAUAAUGAACGUACACGCAUCUCAGAAAAUGCUUUAUUGCCAGCACUUGUACAAGAGCAUUUCUCGUAUGCCGAACGAAUUGGCACUUUUUUGAAGGCACUCUCACAGCAGAGUGAAAUGGUAGAUUACGUGAAAAAGCAAUUGCAAAUUUAUGGAAUCGAGACAUAUGUGCAGAAAUUUGAUGUACGUCAAUUACCUGAAUAUGUUAGUUUUAUGUUUGCGAGAAUCUCUGUAAGAUUUCACUUUUCGCUGCAGAAGAAUGUUUCGGGUCGUAACGUUUACGGAGUGAUACGUUCGGGUCGGUCGCCCUCAGUCGAGUCUAUAUUAAUUGCGGUUGCGUUAGAUGAGCAAUCCUUUGGUGCUAUUGCUACAACGCUUGCACUCGCCACUCAUUGUCGCGAACAACUCUACUGGGCGAGAGAUCUGAUAUUUGUAUUCGUGCAAGAAUCGCGGGUGGGUAUGCGUGCAUUUCUUGAUGCAUAUCACGGUCGUGUGCAUCAUCAGUUCAUUCAUAUCGAUCCUCUUCAAGCCCAUUCAGGAUCAAUAAUUGGUGCAUUCGUACCAAAAACAUCAGGAAACAGUUUUUCGAAAUUGAAUAUAGAAUUCAAUAUGAUCAAUGGUCAACUGCCAAAUCUUGACAUUGUCAACUUGAUUGUUCGCUUAGCUGAUAAAUUUGACGUAACACCCACAUUGUAUGAUAAAAACAGAUUCGCAUCAAGGAGCUGGCCAGAAAUUGCCGAGAUUGCUUUGGAUGGUGCAUUAGCUCAGGCAUUCCAAGAUGACAAUUCUCUUCACAGUGUAUUCUCCCUGUACGCAAUUCAAGGAGUGAGUAUCCACGCCAAAAGUGGUAUCGAUCCAACUAUAUCGUUUUUGCAUUUUGCAAGAAUAUGCGAGGGCACGUUAAGAUCUUUGAACAACAUUCUCGAAAGGUUUCACCAGUCAUAUUUCUUAUACAUUCUGUCGAAUCCAAAACGUUUUAUUUCGGUUGCCUAUUAUAUGCCUUCAAUUGGUAUUCUUCUUUUUCCACUGAUUGUUCUAGUAAGUUUUAUUCAGUUAUUCAUUUUGUUCAAUUCAAAUUCAAAAUUUCUUAUUUAUGUCAUAAAUUCAGUUUCAAAGUAA